CAACUAAUAACAAGUUCUAAAAUCUGACUAACGCCAUCGCUGCAUAUUCUUGACAAAAAGUAUGACUUUAUUUGUGAUGCGCGAUUUUCUCAGCGACUGCGCAUCGAUUACUGGGACAUGAUGCAAUGUAACAAAUAUUUUGGGUGUAUCCAAAUAUCAAUGAUUUACAACGCACGUCUUAUUUUGUAAUAAGAUAGGACCUGACCAAAAAUGCUUCCAAUCGGUCCACUUUGUCACCUACAACCGCUGAUCUGCAAGCGACACCUUCAAGGUGUUGUUGUUUUUUUUUCUAAAUAAAUUCGUGUUGAAUUCGGCGAGUAUCUUCUGCCAAUUUACCUAAGUUUUUUAAGUUAUUUGGCGCUUUUCAGAUGGUUUAUGUUAGUAUGGAUGAAUAAGAGCAUAUAAGUAUGUACAUAUAUGCAUGCAUAUGUAUGUAUGUAUACAUAAAUCUUUGCUGAAUUUUGUGUGCCGUGUUGUAGUAUGAAAUUACUUUUGCAAAAGUGGUCCACCCAACAGUCAAUCGUUGUCCUGUUCAAAUUCCUCUUACUUACCCCCCGUGACGCCAUUCACAUGUUCGUUUUAGGCCUUGUCGAUUCUCUGCAUUGAAGCGUGUCGUGCGCUUUUGUUGUGGCUUCCUUCAUCUCGCCUUCGCCUCCUUAUUCAAUACAUUCACUGUCGUCGCCUACAUCGCGAUGAACGUGUCAAAUUAUUCGCCAGCUGCAUCUGUUCUUUGGCGCGCAACUAGGCGUCGUUAUCGUCGUCGCAGUCACUUUGCUUACUUAGCGCUCUGCGCGCAGCAAACGCCAUCAUCAUUAUCGCCGUCCUCGGUUCCGACGUCCGAUUCACCGUUUCUUUUUUGCUCUUCGCGACCCGGCGGCUGGUACUCCAAUUUUUCGUUAUGUGUCAACAUGCACACAUACAGCGCUUACGUAUGUAUGUACGUAUUUAUGUAGGGAAACGUUCAAGAAGGGUGUUAUUAUGUGUGUACGCUUGUCGUUCGCACUAUCGUGCUAUUUGCCAUACACCAAUCUACAGCUAAGUGUUGCCUUCGCUCGCUAACCGUCUGGCUGUAGGACUGUGUGGCCAGCCGAUAUAAUUCGCUUUGCUUGGCAAAACCUCCGUUUGGCGGUGCACGUCUGUCCGACCGGCAGACAGUUAGCGAUUCAGCGACCUAAGCGGCUUUGGCUCCCCUGCCGCUUUCAUCAGCAAUUCGCCUUUUUAUUGUCGGCUUGUGUGUGCCUGUCUGCUCGUCGGCAGCGUUUACUGCUACUUUGUCUUGCUUGUAUACGGUCCUUCUUUCAUGCGUUGCGCUAUUCGCAGUGCUUGCGGCCGGGAUGUAGUUAGCAGGCAGCAGUUGUAGUCUUCGUGGUUGUUGUUCAUCAUUGACGUCGCUGCGCUCACACGCUCACUGUUCACUGCUCACUCAUGCACAUUGUUCUACCCCACUCCAUCGAUCCUAUAUGCCGUUGUACCAUCUAGCCUGCUAGCUAACUGGCCGUUCAGAGAGGCAGUUAGGCAGCUCAGCAAUCAGUCGGAAAUGAACGUUUCAAUCAGUCAGCAGGUAACGAAGUGCAAAACCAAUCAACGUUUAAAACUGGCGUCACAAAACGGCCCUUUACUCAUGGCACCAAAGAAGUCUACAAUUGUCCUGAACGUUGAACAAUUUAUACGCGACGUUCAAGAACGGCCUGCCAUUUGGAAUCGUAAUUUCCAUUGCAACAAAGCAUUUCUAGAACAAAUGUGGGAUGAGCUGUCUAGCGCACAUAAAUUGCCCAGUGAAGUAUAUGUCCUGGAUGAUGGCGGUGAGGUCGACUUAGAUUUGGGCAAUUAUGAGCGAUUUUUGGAUAUAACUUUGCAUCGCGACAACAAUAUAACAACUGGUAAGAUUUAUCAGAAAGUUAUUGAGAAAGAACGUACUGGUGAAUAUUUGGGCAAAACUGUGCAAGUUGUUCCACAUAUUACCGACGCCAUCCAAGAGUGGGUAGAACGCGUGUCUCAACGUCCAGUGCAAGGCAACUCACAGCCGCAAGUGUGUAUUAUAGAAUUGGGUGGCACAAUCGGUGACAUUGAGGGUAUGCCUUUCGUGGAAGCUUUCCGCCAAUUUCAAUUUCGCGUAAAACGUGAAAAUUUCUGUGUAGCGCACGUCUCACUUGUACCCUCACCACGUUCCACUGGUGAACCGAAAACAAAACCAACACAAAGUUCUGUACGUGAGUUGCGUGGUUUUGGUUUGAGCCCUGAUUUAAUAGUUUGUCGGUCGGAGAAACCAAUCGGUCUCGAAGUGAAGGAAAAAAUUAGUAACUUUUGUCAUGUAGCGCCAGAUCAGGUUAUAUGCAUUCAUGAUCUUAGCUCUAUAUACCAUGUACCAUUAUUAAUGGAACAGAACGGAGUUAUAGAGUUCCUCAAUGACCGUCUGCAGCUGAAAAUUGAGUCAGUAAAGCGUGAGAAAUGCCUGCAGCAAUGGAAGGACCUUGCACGCCGCUCUGAGACUCUCCGCGAGGAAGUGAAUAUUGCCAUUGUGGGUAAAUAUACGCGUUUAGAAGAUUCGUACGCAUCCGUGGUGAAGGCACUCCAACAUGCCUCACUUGCUGCAGGUUUUAAGUUAAACUUGAGAUUCAUUGAAGCCUGCCACCUGGAGACCGGUACACGGGACAAAGACCCUACUAAAUAUCAUGAGGCUUGGAUGCAGCUUUGCGAUAGCGAAGGCGUAGUUGUGCCAGGUGGAUUUGGUUCACGUGGCAUGGAAGGCAAAAUAGUUGCAUGCAAUUGGUGUCGCGAGAAACAGAAGCCCAUGCUGGGCAUUUGUUUAGGUCUGCAAGCGGCUGUUAUUGAGUUUGCACGAAAUGUGCUGGGCCUAAAGGACGCAAACACUACAGAAAUCGAUCCCAAGGUCGGCAAUCCACUUGUUAUUGACAUGCCCGAACAUCACACUGGUCAAAUGGGUGGCACGAUGCGUUUAGGUAAACGUAGAACCACUUUUUCGGAUGAGAAAAGCAUUAUAAAAAUGCUCUAUGGCAAUCCAAAAACUAUUGAUGAGCGCCAUCGACAUCGCUACGAAGUAAAUCCAAAAUAUGUUCCUACGUUGGAGGAACAUGGCAUGCGUUUUGUAGGCUAUGAUGAUGAAAAACGUCGUAUGGAGGUUAUUGAGUUGCGUGACCAUCCUUAUUUUGUUGCCACACAAUAUCAUCCCGAAUACUUGUCACGGCCGCUUAAGCCAUCACCACCAUUUCUGGGGCUAAUAUUAGCUUCGAAGAAGCGGCUGGGUAACUAUUUGGCACGUGGUUGCCGUUUGUCUCCACGUCAGCUCUCCGAUGCAUCAUCUGAUGAAGAGCUAUCGGCCGAGGAGUGCGAAAAACUCGUUAAUGCUGUGAAGCCAUUGCAAUUAAAUGGAUAUUUAUCGCCGUCAACUCCUGUACGUCUGCCAAAUGGACGCGCUAAGGAUGCAAAACCAAAUGGCAAAGGGAUAGUAUCGGAGGAAAAACAGCUGAAUGGAGAUCCUAAAGCUAAUACGCCAACUGGAGCUACCAAUGGUUUUAGCAGUAAUGACAACUUGCGUUAAACAUAUGUAGAAGCGGUUUUCCAUAAUAUAUAAGAAAUGGUUAGAUAGAGAUAAUUCAAUUGGUAAAAUAUUUCAAAAAUGUUAAUUUUAUUAGUUUAUCUUCAGUUGCUUAUACAUAUGUAUGUGUUACACUUUUUAAAAAAUUCUCACAUUUUCUUUUUUUGGUAUUAGCAGUUUUCAAUUAAAUAUUUAGCUCCGCAAAAACAUUUGCGAGUGUACAUUUAUUCUGUGGUACUGGUGGGUGUGCAUGGUGGCGGUUCAAUCUUUAAAAACACUUUUGCCUACCUACCCACUCACUCGCUCGCUUGCUCCGAUCCGCUUGGAAGAGGCUGAGCUAGCCUUCAACAGAUGCACCAUUUAUUCACCGCCACCUGAAGCACUCACACCAGCAAACAAAAUAAAAAACAGAAUAACACUUACAUAUGUAGAUAUGUAAGCACAUUUCUUUUUGAAUACUGCUAAUAAAUUUUGAAUACUGUGAGUGAGGCGUGUAACAAUUCCAAAACAAUGUUAUCGCUAACUUAACUAUGUAUAAUUAUUUUUUAGUUUUCAAAUUUAAAUAUUUUAUUGCUCUAGCACCGUUAAUGUUAUUAUACAAAAGUGAAUUCAAUUUGGCAAAGUCCUUACGGUCUAACUUUGGGUUAAUAUUCAAGAUAGAUUAUUUCCUCAGUUCUUUUUUAAGUGAAAAGUGAAAUCAUAAACGCUGCAAAAAUUCAGUCCUUAAGUUUUUAUACUUCAAUACAAAAAUUGUUGCAUUCUAGGCACUAUUCGAAAGUUAUAGUUGAGUUCAGAAACAAAAUACUUGUAUUUUCUUGCUUUCCUGCUUCUGCUUUCAAACUACAACCGUAGUUAGACUGUAAGGUCGCGACCAAUGAAAUAUAUCAUUUUUUACUUAAGAUUUUUUAAAGUGUAAUAUCUAAUUAAAUUAUAUAUGCUUUCAUUAUCUAUAAAUCUUGAAAUAGAUCAUAUUGUUAGAUUAUAAGAUCAUAUAUGUUAAAAGUGUGCCAGUUUUUACAGUUUUUUUUACUAAAAAAACAUUAGUAUGCUUCCCCUGUGCCUAAAUAAGGCAAGUAACUAGAAACUGAAUUGAAUUUGCUAUAAGAUUGGCUCAUUUAUAAAAAUCUCGUUACUUUUUGUAAGAAAUCCACAUUGAAUUGUAAUUCGAAAUUAUAAUUAAACCUAUGACACUAGGUUAUUAAUAAUAUAAGUUAAAAUAAUCGUUAGAGUAAGUACAGUUGCAAAAUAAAUUAGUUUUUACUUUGAUGGAAUUAUUCGCGCAGUCGGGAAAUAAUUGGCGCCCAAUUUGAAGACUAAUUGAUUUUGUACUUACAAAUUUUUGUAUAAAAAUAUAUUUUAGUACUGUGUCUACAAAAGAGUCUGAAAUAAAAUGAAGGUCAACGAAGGAAACAAA
This is a messenger RNA of Bactrocera tryoni, 4970 nucleotides long. RefSeq names its product CTP synthase (gene Ctps). Gene Ontology annotation, molecular function: identical protein binding; CTP synthase activity; DNA binding. Bases 1538 to 3559 code for a protein of 673 amino acids. The transcript has 6 exons. Gene Ontology annotation, biological process: pyrimidine nucleobase biosynthetic process; regulation of transcription by RNA polymerase II; CTP biosynthetic process. The record is from RefSeq and is a predicted model, not a curated record. Gene Ontology annotation, cellular component: cytoophidium; cytoplasm; transcription regulator complex. Lineage: Eukaryota; Metazoa; Arthropoda; Insecta; Diptera; Tephritidae.